AUGCCGUUUUCCCCAAAGGACGACAUACCGGAUCUGGCCGGCAAGGUCAUUAUCGUGACUGGUGGCAGCAGCGGUCUAGGCAAGGAGAGCGUACUUCAGCUCGCAAAGCACAACCCCAAGACUAUUUACCUUACGGCUAGAACAGAAGCACGAGGGAAAGCCGCAAUCAAGGAGAUUCAGGAAGCUGUCCCGGCGGCCAAAGAUAGGAUCAAGUUUCUCGAAUUGGAUCUGGCAUCUUUUGCAUCGAUUGAGAAAGCCGCCAACACUUUUCUGGGCUCGUCCGACCGCCUCGAUAUCCUGAUGAACAACGCAGGCUUGGCAUCUGCCACUACGGGAAUCACAAUCGACGGAUAUGAAGUCAAUUUUGGUUCAAACUACAUGGGACCUGCUCUGUUCACCAAGCUGUUGCUCCCAAUCAUUGUUAAAACAGCUGAACAGCAUGCUGCCGAUGUUCGCGUGGUCAACUUGAGCUCCGAACUCUUCAAACAGGCACCCAAAGAGGGUAUCCUCCUCUCCCGCUGCAAGACUCCUCUCGAAGACGUUUCGAGCUUGGCCCGUUAUGGCCAAUCCAAACUCGCAGACUACUACCAUACUCACACCCUGAGUCAGCUCUAUCCUUCGGUAAAAUUUGUUGCGAUUCAUCCCGGAGUCGUGAACACCGGUAUAUUUGAUGAUUUCAAGAAGAAACACCCCUGGCUUGGUGGACUUGUCAGCGCAGCCGGCUCAGUCAUGAUGACCGACGUUCAAGCAGGCGCACGAGCGCAACUGUGGGCAAGCACAGCGAAUAAGGAGAGUGUCAAGAGCGGGGCUUUCUACAAUCAGAAACUGAAGGAGUUUAAGGAAGGAGUCCUUUAUGAUAAGAAGGCAGAGAAAGACUUGUGGGAUUGGACAGAGUUGGAGUUUCAGAGCCAGGGGAACUGA
Molecule: messenger RNA, 921 nt
Organism: Colletotrichum spaethianum
Lineage: Eukaryota; Fungi; Ascomycota; Sordariomycetes; Glomerellales; Glomerellaceae
Product: putative oxidoreductase DltE
Exons: 1
Coding region: 1-921 (306 amino acids)
Source: RefSeq, a predicted model, not a curated record